Molecule: messenger RNA, 2677 nt
Organism: Prunus persica (peach)
Lineage: Eukaryota; Viridiplantae; Streptophyta; Magnoliopsida; Rosales; Rosaceae
Product: probable LRR receptor-like serine/threonine-protein kinase At4g36180
Exons: 2
Coding region: 487-1620 (377 amino acids)
Molecular function (GO): protein binding
Source: RefSeq, a predicted model, not a curated record
CUAUCCAGAUCCAACCUGCGCACCUGAUACCAUGUUGAAUAUUUGGAUUGCAAAGGGAGCAAGAAAUGUACUGAGAGAGAGAGAGAGAGAGAGAGAGCAGUGAGCCUUAGAUUGUUCUAACAGAAUUCUUACUCUGCAUAAACAUUACAGCAGAGCUUAUAUUCCCUCAUGACUAUUACAUGUUCUCUCUUACAUCAGUAGAUUCAAAUCUAACGGAUUGCAAUAGUAGGCCAAUGUGAGUAUGACACAUGGCAUUACACAGCUGUCCUAACAGCUGGGAAUUCAAAACAGACUCAAGCAAUGCACCUGGCAUAUAAGCACAAGGCACAUAGCUAACACAGAUUAAAAACAGAUUGAAUAUAAACUGACAUAAAACUUAGUAACUAAUCUGAAAUUAGCUAGACAGUUUACAUUUUAACAAGCCUUGUCUUUCUUGACCUCUCCUACAAUAAUCUAACUAGUUUCAUUCCCGAUUUCAUUGGAAACAUGAGCUCUCUUGUGCAUCUGGAUCUCUCUGAUAACCAGAUUGAAGGAGCGAAUCCAAAUUCGUUUGCAAGGCUGUGUAAUUUGCAAACAUUGUGGCUUCAAACAAAUCAUCUGAGUGGACAAUUAUCCAAGUUCGUUCAACUAUUGCCUAGAUGUGCUCAAAACUCAUUAGAGGAUUUGUCUCUCUCUGAGAAUGUUCUUGCGGGGUCAUUAAACAAUCUUACAAGCUUCUCAUCUUUGAAAGCCUUGCAUCUUGAUGCCAAUCAAUUAAGCGGAAAAAUACCUGAAAGUAUUGGGCAAAUGUCGCAACUGGAGGACAUCGAUUUCAGCAUAAACUCUUUGAAAGGGGUGGUUUCAGAAACUCAUUUCUCAAAACUCUCCGAAUUAAAAUAUUUGGAUUUAUCCUUUAACUCGCUGGUUUUAAAUUUCCAUUCUGAUUGGGUUCCUCCCUUCCAGUUGAGUGACAUAAAUUUGGCGUCCUGCAAGGUCGGUCCUCUUUUCCCAAAAUGGCUUCAAACUCAAAAUGAUUCUUCCCAGCUUGAUAUUUCGAAUGCUGGAAUUUCUGAUGUCCUUCCAAGUUGGUUUUGGAGAAAUUUUCAUCGCGCAUACGUUAUUAAUCUCUCACAGAACCUAAUCAGAGGAAUAUUUUCAAAUUUGGUAGUGAAGUUUACAGACCUAGCGUUAGAUCCAAAUUAUCCCUUAACUCGAGCACAAGCCUCACAUCUGGAUCUCUCUAAUAAUAACAUUUCAGGGUCGCUUUGUCCAGAUAUGAAAUUAACAUAUGUUAAUCUUUCAAGCAACAGUUUUUUUGGAGAACUUCCAGAUUGCUGGAGCGAUUUGGAUACUCUAGUCAUGCUUGAUUUGAGUAACAACUCUUUUUCCGGAAAACUUCCCAUGACAAUAGGCUCUUUAUUUCAAAUGCAAACUUUGAAAUUAAGAAGCAACCGAUUUGUUGGAGAAUUGCCUUCAUCGUUGAAGAACUGCGCAAGUUUAGAAGUUAUUGAUCUGGGAGAUAAUAAAUUAUCAGGACCAAUACCUACAUGGUUAGGUGUGAGCUUCAAGAAUUUGGUUAUCCUUAUGCUUUCCACUAAUCACUCUUCAACGGAAGCAUGCCCUCACAAUUAUGCCAUCUAAUACACAUUCAAAUUAUGGAUUUCUCCAUGAACAACAUCUCUGGAAGCAUACCCAAAUGCCUGAACAAUUUGACUACUCUGGCUCAAAAAGGAAAUUCAAUUCUAUCCAGCAGACAUCCUUAUUUUAGAUUUACACAUAGGCCUGAUUAUCAAAAAAAAUAUAUUAAUUAUGAGGAUGAUGCAAGCUUCAUCUGGAAAGGAAUAAUGCGGAAUUACAAAAGCACUUUGGGCCUUGUGAAGAGAAUUGAUCUCUCAAGCAAUAGAUUAACAGGAGAGAUUCCAAGUGAAAUCAUUCAUCUCGUUGAGUUGAGUUCUUUAAACCUUUCAAGAAACCGGUUAACUAGUCAAAUAACUCCAGAGAUUGAAAAAUUGCAGUCAUUGGAUUCUCUUGAUUUGUCAAGAAACCAGAUAGAUGGAAGAAUUCCGACAAGCCUUGCUCGGAUAGAUCGUCUUAGUUUCUUGGACUUGUCAUAUAACAACUUGUGUGGCAAAAUACCAACAGACACUCAGCUCCAAAGCUUUGAUCCCCUUGAUUAUGCUGAAAAUCCUCAACUCUGUGGCCCUCCACUUAAAAAGAUGUGUGCUGAUCAAAAUGAGCCAACUGACUUGAGCAAUGAAGAGGAUAAGGAUGAGUUUAUAACACAGGGAUUUUACAUCAGCAUGGAGAUUGGGUUUGUUGCUGGACUUUGGGGACUUUGCGGCACUUUGAUAUUCAACAGGACAUGGAGAUACACAUACUUCAAGUUCUUGAAUGAUUUAAAUGAUUGACUUUAUGUGAGGACAGCUUUGAUCAAGCGGCAACUAAAGCUAGCACAUGCUUAAUGGAUAAGCUCGCGGAGCAUCUAAAUUAGGAGAAAAGUAGCUAUAGCUGAAUGCCUCCUUUUAGUUCAAGUGUGGAAGAUUGCCAGUAAGUGCACGCACAUCUGGAGAAGAGUUUCCAAGUUAAUUUGGAGUGCUUAGUAGGAAUAAAUAUGAUUUAUAUUGGUGUUAAUUACUUGUCAGAACAAUUAAUUCGGAGUUCUCCGAUUUAUGUUUUUUAUUUGAUUGAGAGAAAUAAA